Messenger RNA from Xyrauchen texanus (razorback sucker), 3780 nucleotides. RefSeq names its product nucleotide-binding oligomerization domain-containing protein 1-like. The transcript is spliced from 11 exons. NCBI's taxonomy places the organism in Eukaryota, Metazoa, Chordata, Actinopteri, Cypriniformes, Catostomidae. The coding region runs from base 293 to 3127 and encodes 944 amino acids. Gene Ontology annotation, molecular function: protein binding. The record is from RefSeq and is a predicted model, not a curated record. Gene Ontology annotation, biological process: regulation of apoptotic process.
CAUGAGCUCAACAACAACAUUCCCGAGGUUUCUACUUAUUCUUCAUGUUAAGACAAACUCUUUCGUUUUCUGUUUGUAGACAGUAAAACAUUCUUAAAAUGUAACGAUGGGCGCGAUGCGUUUUAUAAAUUGAACGCGCGCGGAUUCGGUGAGAAAUCUUUAUUUUGUGUGUCAGGUUUGAUUUGACGGGUCUUCUACAGGAACAUUCUGGUAUGUCUCGACAUAUUUGGCUACAGAGUCUCUCGUGUUACUAGGGUUGAUAGUCUCGUACUAACCUGAUAGACUGUUUGAAAUGGGCUCUUGUGUGAAAGACGGGACGCACACCUGUGCACGCGCAUCACACCUGAAGCUGCUCACCUUACAUCGAGAGCUGCUGGUGGAUCAGGUGAAAAACACACAGUGUGUUCUGGACAACCUGCAGCUGAACGGAUUUAUAUGCACUGAAGAUAUAGAGAUUAUACAACGCAGCACCACCAAAACAGACCAGGUACGCAAGAUCUUGGAGCUUGUGCAGAGUAAAGGAGAGGAGUGCUGUGCGUACUUCAUACACAUACUUCAUGAAGCAUACGACGCUUACAUCGACCUGCGGCCUUGGUUCAGGGAUAUUCAGUACACACCGUUAGACGAUAUAAGUGUCAUACCAGUGAUUAACACUGACCCAAUUAGCAAGUACUGUGAGAAGCUCCGGCACGAGCUGAGAAGAGACACUCAGUUCAUCAUGUCUUACUCGAAGAGCGACGAAACGCCACUGGAAGAUCUUUACACGGACACGCAGAUGGAGCUCUUGAACGACAGGGAUGAGAGUCUGGGCUACUUACAGUGUCUAGAUGAACUUCUAGGAGACCAGGGGGUCUUCAACCAGCAGGCCGAGACCAUCUUUAUCACCGGUGAUGCUGGUGUAGGCAAAUCCAUUGUUCUUCAGAAACUGCAGAACUUGUGGUCCAGACGGGAGCUGAGCACUCGUGCCAAGUUCUUCUUCAAAUUCAGGUGCAGGAUGUUCAGUGCCUUCAAGGAGUCGUACGAGAUCUCGUUGAAGGACUUGAUCUUCAAGCACAAUUGCUAUCCUGAUGCAGACCCCGAUAAUGAGGUCUUUAACUACAUCUUACGAUUUCCUGAGAUGGUACUUUUCACGUUUGAUGGAUACGAUGAAAUCCAAAUGGAUUUUGACCUGGACUGUGCUCCCGAAGUGGUUUCCCCCGAAGAAAAGACGAGCCCUCUGCUGCUUCUGAUGAAUUUGCUGUGUGGAAAAUUGCUCAAGGGGUCUCGAAAGAUCCUGACCGCACGAACUGGCACGGAGGUCCAAAGCAGAGUGUUGAGGAAGAAGGUGUGUUUGAGGGGAUUUUCACCUGAACACCUGAAGAGAUACACUGCUCUACACUUUUCCGAGCAGGUAUUCAGGACGCUGGUGAAUGAGCAGCUUGAUGCCAACCCUCACCUGUCGAGUCUCUGCUCCAUCCCGUUGUUCAGUUGGAUCAUCCUCAAGAGCUUCAAACACCUCCGCUCUGUAUACGAUGACUUUGAGUUACCGGACUCUUGCAUCACCCUCACAAAUGUCUUCUUGCUUCUUUCAGAAGUCUUCUUGGGUCACUCGACGGCCCCUACUGGACUUCUGAAACGGAGCACGAGGUGUCCUGCGGAGACCUUCAAAGCUGGCGAGCAGAAGCUUUCGGCCUUCUCCAAGCUCGCUUUACAGUGUCUAGAGAAGGGCGGAUUCGUGUUCAGCAUGGACGAGGUGUUGUCAUGCGGAUUAGACGAAAAGGACCUUCAGUUUGGCUUUCUGAGACCUGUUUGCCAUUACGACAUAUGCGGAGGCUCGGCUACCUUUGAGUUUCUUCACAUGACCCUACAGGCCUUCUUAGCAGCUUUUUCUCUGGUGCUGGACUCAAAAAACCCUCCCAAUAUGAUUCUGAGGUUCUUCUCCAAAUGUGAAUACAAGACGUCGUCGUCUUGUUUACCUUGUCUUGGAAAGUCAAAGCCCAGAGACAAGGACCCUUUCCAGACCAAUGAGCACUUUCAGUUCACCAACUUAUUCUUAUGCGGUCUCUUGUCCAAACCCAACGCUGCACUCCUAGAACACCUCGUUCCACCAUUGCUGUUGAAGCAAAAGUGCAAGACGCUCAAGUCGUACCUGUCGAACGUCGUGAGAACUCAUCUUAAGAGUCUGCCCAGUAGCCAAGCCACAGACAUCGAGGGCAUUAAAGUGCACGCAAUGCCAAAUUUCUUGUGGAUGCUUCGGUGCAUAUUUGAGACGAACAGCGAGGAAGUGGCCAAGAUGACCGCCAAUGGCAUAUCGGCAGAUUACAUCAAGAUUGCGUUCUGUAACAUCUACUCGGCGGACUGCAGCGCUUUGAACUUUGUACUCCAUCACCGCAAGAAGCACCUGGGAGUUGACAUGGACAACAAUAACAUUAACGAUUAUGGCGUGAAGCAAUUGAGACCGUCUUUCAGCAAAAUGACUGUAAUAAGAUUGUGUGUGAAUCAGCUGACGGACAGCAGUAUUGAAGUUCUGGCAGAGGAACUCAUCAGACACAAAGUUGUCAGGGUGUUGGGCCUUUACAAGAAUCACAUCACAGAUGUCGGAGCCAAACUGGUGGCAAAGAUCAUUGAAGAGUGUCCACGCUUGAGGACUGUCAAGCUUGGCUGCAACCAAAUCACCACCGUGGGUGGGAAGCAUCUUGCUUGCGCUAUUCAAAAGAGCAAAUCUAUCUUUGAUGUAGGAAUGUGGGGUAACUCGAUUGCCGACGAGGGGGCAGAUGCUUUUGCGGAGGCAUUAAAGAAUCACCCCAGCCUCACCAACCUCAGUCUCUCUGCCAAUGGCGUCACGUCUCAUGGUGGCAGAAGUUUGGCCAAAGCACUUAAGGAAAACGCAAGCCUUAAAAUCUUCUGGUUGAUCCAGAACAGAAUCGGUGAUGACGCAGCGUCGGAUCUCGCUGAUGCCGUCAGGUCGAACUCUUCUCUGACCCACGUGAUGCUAAUAGAAAACGAGCUGACCGUUCAUGGAGCCAAACAGCUCGCCGAAGCCCUGACGAUCAACACGACACUCAAGGAAAUCAACAUUAAAGGAAACCGAAUCUGCGAAGAAGAAGAAAAACUCUUUGAGGUUGAAAAGAGGCUUCGCUUCCGCUGAGCAGGAACACAGAAGACACGUGAUGUCUGUGAGGACAUGUGGCGUAACCACAGAUGUUGACGUAGCCUACAUUAGGCGCUAAACAAACACCAUUCAGUUAGCGGUUUUAUUACAAUAUUAUGGUCUAAUGUGUGAUAACAAAACCACAACAAUCACAGGUCAGUACAUCAGGGCUGGUGAUGUCACAAUAGUGAUGUAAUCACUCUGAAAUGGUUUAAAAGGGUGAUUUUUGUUUUUGUUUGUUGUUGUUGUUGUUGCAUCAUUGCAACCAAACAAUCAUCGUAGCCAAGCAGGUUCAAAAUGUUUAAUGCAAAUAGUAAAAAUUGAGUUUAUAAGAAAGGAAGGCAUGUUUUACACUAAAUGAACACAAGGGAGAAUAUUGAAUUAUUGUUGUUUAUAUGCACCAAAUAUGUAGGCCUAGUAAUUAACCGGAGUAUUUUCCUACAUAUAUUUGUACUAAUUGCAAUACAUGGAAAAAUAAUAAAAAAAUUUUAAAAAUUGUUUUUAUUUUUUUUAUUUUUUUAAACGUUUUUUGCAAAUUAAUUGUUCCAUCAGCUUUGAAUGGAUUCAUUGAGGUUGCGACGCAUUUACGGGAAUUAAAUUAACUUUACUUAUUUAAUGCUGUUUUUGCAACGCUACUAAACAGCAAUCAC